Macrosiphum euphorbiae (potato aphid) is the source of this 327-nucleotide messenger RNA. Lineage: Eukaryota; Metazoa; Arthropoda; Insecta; Hemiptera; Aphididae. The record is from the annotation of a GenBank genome assembly.
AUGUCUUCCGAACUAGGUGGUUCGGACGGAGGAAAAACAACUGUUGUCGAGGACAAUAAGAGCACCGAGAGUCCGAGACCUCAGGGGAUUUUAGAGGAGAUGGAGAAAAUAAAAGACGAUUUUAGAAUACGUGCGUUUAUUAUAUUUUCAAACUCAAACGGUCAGGCAAAAGAAAAAACGGUCACAUUCCCUCUUUUCUAUGGGCUUGCAUAUUAUACAUGUAUAGAAAUACAACCCAUGUCGUUUGUUGUGUUGUCUAUCGACAAAAACGCAUCUCGAUCGUCGGUCAAAAGUAAUACACCAAUGGUUAUUACUUAUUAUAUAUAG